Messenger RNA from Magnolia sinica, 1801 nucleotides. RefSeq lists its product as uncharacterized. Gene Ontology annotation, molecular function: phosphatidic acid binding. NCBI's taxonomy places the organism in Eukaryota, Viridiplantae, Streptophyta, Magnoliopsida, Magnoliales, Magnoliaceae. The transcript has 3 exons. The record is from RefSeq and is a predicted model, not a curated record. The coding region runs from base 188 to 1531 and encodes 447 amino acids.
GAGAUGUAUGUAGUCCUUGCACAUGAUUUGUUUAAGGCAUGCCCUUAGAUUCUGUGUCUGCGGCGGACUCUCUCUCUCUAUCUCUACCUGUUACGGGUAUAAACUGUCAUACUGAGAACUGAGUCUGACUCAGAAUAUCCGUUUGGAAGAAUCUCUGUGACUCAUUCUCAUGUGUUAAGUACCCACCAUGAAAUCAACAGGCAGAAUUCUCCGACGAGCCUUCUCUAAAGUCAAUCACAGCAAACGAGUUUACUAUUCUUCGGCGCCGGAGACUGUAGUUAGCAGUGCAGAAGGAAUCAAAGUCAACAACAACUUUUAUGAUGAUGAUUUCCCUGAGUACGACCCAACUCCAUAUGAUGGUGGCUUAGAUCUUGUUCUCACCUACGGCAAACCCCUCCCGGCAUCAGACGCCACCUGCUAUCCUCCGUCGCUACAGGACCCGAAUUCAUCGACUCUGAAGGGAUUCUCUUAUGGGUCCAUACCUUCACCUUACGGGAAAGAGGGGGCUGAUCAUGGGCCGCCACGGAGUGGCCAGGUGCUUCCUCGGUCAUCUGAUGGAGAAAAGCCGCUCUCUGAUGCUGGCAGUGGGAAUUCACCUAACAAUCCCAAACCCAACAAUGGUAAUGGUAGUUGGGAAGGUGGUAUCUUCUCUCAUGGCAUUGGCGGUAACUAUGGAUGUGGUCACAGCAACAACAAUGAGCCUGUGGUCCCAUAUCAAGGUGAAGAAGAGAGCUACGGUUGGGAAAUUCAAGCUGUGGAUGAUUACCGUCCGAAUUAUGCAGAGCCUUGUGUAAAUCCAAAUCCAUUCUAUAGCUGGCUUUUUGCAUCUCAAGAAGAUGAGAACAACUACCAUCCAUGUGAUGCCAAUAACCAAAACUCUGGAAAUCAUAGGAAUGGGAUGGUAGAAUAUUUGUUUGGGUAUUUGAAUCCUAAUGAUGAAAGUAGAGACAAGAUUCAAAGUUAUGGAAAUCCUACCUAUGUCUAUGAAAAGCAUAGACCUGAGGAGGCCCAUUACGGGCAGGACGACUAUAGUGCACUGUUGUUGUUUCAGGAACCUGUAUGCUAUGAAGAUCACCAGGAAGAAGAGAGGUUUCAGGAACCAAUAUACUAUGAAGAUUACCAGGAAGAAGAGCAUACUCACUCAAAAUAUGUGAGUAGCCAACAGGAACCAAUAUACUACAAAGAUUACCAGGAAGAAAAACAGUUUCAGGGACCAAUAUACUAUGAAGAUUACCAGGGAGAAGAGCAUACUCAGUCAAAAUAUGUGAGUAGUCAACAUGAACCAAUAUACUACGAAGAUUACCAGGAAGAAAAGCGGUUUCAGGAACCAAUAUACUACGAAGAUUACCAGGAAGAAAAGCGGUUUCAGGAACCAAUAUACUACGAAGAUUACCAGGAAGAAGAGCAUACUCAGUCAAAAUAUCAGGUUAGUCAUUAUGAAAGGCACAGCCAUGAGCAGCAUCACUAUGGGCAGGAUGAGUAUUCUAAUGAGCUGUGGUUUCAGAAACCAAGCUACUACAAACCUUACUAGGAAGAAGUGUAUACUGGCCCAAAAUACGGUGAUGACUCCUACUGACAAAAUCGCGGGGAUUUUCAUUACCAAUGGCAUGAAUAUUUCAACCAUGACGAAUGAUCUCCACCACCUUGAUUUCACACGAUGCCCAAUCCAGCAUAUAGAUAAUAAACCUGAAAGUUCUGUGCUUUCACUGAAGCAGUUUGAUAUAUGUAAAAUACAUAAGAAAUGGUCACUUGGCAGAUUUGAUGAUCUGUGUAAUCAAUAAUUACUCAUGCAUAUUCUUCA